CCCGCCGCAUCUCCCCUGUCCAGCUGGGCGGGGACUGCUGUACGACUCUGUAAAGUCUGUGAGUCACUGCACAACCCAUCAAUCCAAUUAAAUGUCUCGAGCGAGCCGAGCAGGGGGUGCUGCCGCCGCCGCCGCCGCCGCUCGCCCCGCCGCGGCCGCCCCUGCUCGCAGCGCCCCUCUGAUCCAUGGCUGUCUGUCUGUACUUGUUACGGUGUAACCUCCUCCUCCUCCUCCUCCUCCUCCACCUCCUCCUCCUCCCUCUCCUCAGGAGCCGCUGCAACUUCCCCUCUGCCAGCCUCCUCUGCUUGGGGACUGCAAAGGCAUGGGAUAGAUCCAGAGCCACUUCUCUCUAUCUCCCCUCCAGCCCUCGCUCAAUUUCCCCCCUUUAAAUUAAAGUCUGUUCCUCGCUCCUCGUCGUUUUAGAAAUUUAUUUGUCAGUCUAUUAUUUCCCCUGAUUUAUUUUCCCUCCCUGGGGUAAGGGGUCGCAGGAGCCGGUGGGUUUAUUUUAGGGAAGGGGCUCUCCACCCCCACCCCCGUUUCUCCUCCUUUUUCGGCCGUGACUUGAUUGCCCUGUUCCUCUCCGCUCCCACCCCUCGAACUCACCGUCCUGCACUCGAGUGACGCACCGACACCCCCCGCCCACUGCCCAGACGUCCCCUCCCUCGCUGCCACCCCGACCCGACUCGGAGCUGGACCCGGUGCCGACUUCUUCGCAGAAGGAUAUAUGUUGGGUAAAGGAGAAAAACGGAAGUUUGACGAGCAUGAAGAUGGGCUGGAAGGCAAAAUCCUGUCUCCCUCCGAUGGGCCAUCCAAGGUGUCUUACACCUUACAGCGCCAGACUAUCUUCAACAUUUCCCUUAUGAAACUCUAUAACCACAGGCCCCUCACCGAGCCCAGCUUGCAAAAGACCGUUCUGAUCAACAACAUGUUGCGGCGGAUCCAGGAGGAGCUCAAACAGGAAGGCAGCCUGAGGCCGGUGUUCGCCUCCGCCGCCGCCGCCGCCGCCGCCGCCACCGCCGCCACCGCCUCUCCCCCGCCCGACUCGCUGAGCGACAGCUACCGGGAGGCGGCGCCGCCCGCCCUCAGCGCCCCCGCGCCCCCGCCCGCGCACGCCUGCGACCUCGGGAGCACUACGCCGCUGGACGCCUGCCUCACGCCCGCCUCGCUGCUCGAGGACGACGCCGACGACACGUUUUGCACUUCCCCGGCCGCGCCGCCCGCGGCUGCCGCCAGACUGUCGGCCCCAGCGCCCCCGCCGGAGAAGGACAGCUUCUCCUCCGCCCUGGACGAGAUCGAGGAGCUCUGUCCCACGUCUACCUCCCCCGGGGCCGCAGCCGCAGCGCCCGACAGCUCCCGAGGGGGCUCCGGCGCGCCGGGCGGCCCGAAACCCGAAGACCCGAAGCUGAUGGACUCUCUGCCCGGGAACUUCGAAAUCACGACGUCCACGGGGUUUCUGACAGACUUGACCCUGGACGACAUCCUGUUUGCCGACAUCGACACGUCCAUGUACGACUUCGACCCCUGCACGUCUGCCUCGGGGCCGGCCUCGAAGAUGGCCCCGGUGUCGGCCGACGACCUCCUCAAGACUCUGGCCCCUUACAGCAGUCAGCCGGUCGCCCCGAGUCAGCCUUUCAAAAUGGACCUCACGGAGCUGGACCACAUCAUGGAGGUGCUGGUCGGGUCCUAAGAGCCCCGGCCCGGCGCCCGCGCCGCCCAGACCCUGCGAGUGUCCCUGCACCCCACAGCUCUCCGCACUGUGCAUGCACCCUUGCUUGCCUUUUUCAGAGGAAAAGAUCGUUUUACAAAAGGAUCACACUAGUUUUUGCUUUGAGCAGAGUUGGAGUGCCUUCAUCCACGUCUGACCACUUUUAAUAUGCUUUUUUUUUUUUUGAGUGGUCCUCGGAGACCUACUGCCCUGGAAUAGGAAAGAAUGCUUUUGAAGACAAUGUGGCUAUGCUGAAUGACAGAAAUAAACAGUUCAAGUGAAGCACAAGGAAUAAGUUGGAAAAGCUGUAAAUUGCAUGUGCAUAUUGUCUAUUUUUUCUAUAAGUUUUAUUGCAAGAGGUAAAAAGAGAAAAUAUAUAUAUAUAUUAUUUAGAUAAUCUCAGUACCUUUUCUGGCAUUUUCGCCCUGUAUAGGUUGACUUGGCAAUUCAGCCUUUUUAGAGGCAUUAACUACUCCUCCUAAGUGUUGCAUUUACAUGGCUGUUUAGAAACUGCUGCCCAAAUUUAUUUUAUAUUUUUGUACAGAUUCUGCAGUUUAUGAUAUUGUUUUUCUAAAAACAAAUGCUGUUUAUACAUAUGAGAUAGCUAUUUUGAUAGGAUUUGCUCACAUAGUUCCUGCAAACUUCAGAUGUACAAGUUGCACUUGUACUUUUAUAGAGUUGUAAUGUUUUAUAUGUGUUUGGUGCAAAGAGAAAAUUGGGUCAAAGUAAUCCGCAGUUGAUGUCCCCAAAUGCAAACACACACACACACACACACUGCUUUCAGAAAGGGCCAGGCAAUAUCACACCCAAAUUUCACAGGCACCAACCCCCUGGCAUGAACACCCGCCAGCACUGUGACUUCCAAAGCCAGAGCCGCGUCUGCUCAUCAAACUUGCAUUAAGCAGUUGGCGGGAGAUGGCCACGGAGCUGGGGGGUUGAAGUGAUGGUUCUCUUUAGCUCCCUCUCUUGAGGGGAAGCCUACCGAAUACUCACUGUAUUUAUGCCAAGUUUGUGCUUUUAAUUGUUUUUAUUUUUUUAAACAAAACCCCAACUCUUUCCCUUUUGGCGUAAUUUUUACGAUGACCUGAAAUUUUACAUGAGAACAAAAUUUUCUGAAAAUUAACCAACCUCUUUGUGGAACGAAACCCUAUUGCAGAUGCUUAGGGCUCGUAAGGAAGAAACUACCCCCAGAAGGCAUCCACUGUGUUGCUCAGUUGUCUUUUCCAGCUUCCCUUCCCUAGAGCUUUUGUUCCCUCUGUUGCUAAGUGCUGAAAAUGUCAUCUUCAUGAUCACCACAGCGAGCUCCGCUCACCUCUGCCCAGCCUGGGGAUGCUGUCUUGUAACAGCCGUGGCUCUAGAACCUGGAGUUGGUACCAUUAUGUCACAGCUUCCAAUCUGGUUGCUUCCUUGAAUCAACUGCUUUAACUACACUUUUACAAGGCUGUUUUACCCAAAUAACACAGACAGGACUUUCUAUGCAUGUUUCUCCUCCUUCCCCUUGCCUCCCUGCCACCCCCUCCCCCGCCCCCACCCGGAACACUUGAGAAGUCGCUCUUUAUUCCUAGUGGUGUACAUUUAAUUUUAAAACACUUGCAGUGUAUCAUGCUUGUUGCCGAAAUUGUUGAUGGCCUUUUCGUUUCAGUUUUUUUCUUUCUUCCAAUGGUACUUUAGCUGGUUACAACCUAUAUUGUUGAAAUGCAGAUGGCUUCUUUAGGAAUAACUUUUAUAUUUAUUUAAGAAUUUUUAAAUUAUGGGAUUUGUGUUGUUGUUGUUGUCUUUGUUGUUGGUCAUUUGUCAAUAUUCAGUCACCAGUUCUGCUCACUUCUUGCCAUGGAUAAAAAUUGAGUCCUUCUGGCCAAUUAAAAAAAGACAGCUUUAUAAAAUGGCACUUUAAACAAGCCAUAGUUUUAUUUUUAUAAUGCACAUGGCAAAGCAAACACAUUUGUGAUGAAGGAACUGCUCGUCUAAGCAAACGAUUUCUGUAUGAUAUGAUUAAACUUUUCUGUAUUCGAAUUUACUUUUCCCCCACUUGAAUGUGUUUUUAAAGGCUAAUUGUCAACUCAGUAGAGCAGUGAGAAACAGAUCAAAUUGCACUUGUUCUCCUACGAGCAACCUCUGCCUGGACACCUCUUACUGCUGCAGACGCGUCAUCUCCUUUGAUAGGACCGGGGACCAUAGAGUUAAGGUGAGGGUUGUUGUAGACGCUUCCGGUGUCACUGUGCCUGUCCAUUUUAAGAGCUUCCUUUUCCUGUGGAGAACAAGUCAGCCCAGACGCCAUGCUUUCGAUAACGGGAGGACCCGGCGGGCUCGCCACAUGCCGCACACAUACACACACGUAUACAGACACAAUAGUGUUGAUUAUUCUGAACAAUAACAGGGGAAGGCGGUUGAUUUGCCAUUGUUAAAAACUGAUUUACAGUAACUUACAACAACUGUACUUUGGUUGGAUUAGCAAAUCGUGUGUUUAAACAAAUCCCAUAUGUUGGGCAACAGUUCAAAUAAGCACAGCAAAGUGUUGCCCAAACAUGGUUCUCUGACUCUCUCAUAUUUGUAAGGCUGGGCUUCAAAACCAAAACAGAAAACCCCCAACAACAGCGGGCAAAUGCUUUUUAACUCUGGACACCCUUGCCACAAAGGCUUGACAUUGAAGAUCUGCUGAGGAAGACAUGGGAAAUCGGUGGCCCGUUUCUAAAAGAACAAAACCAUCGAGUGUUCAAGUUAUCUUAGUCUUAUUUUCACAAGGCGGUGUCCCAGCGGGGAAGCACGCGGGCCUGGGUGUGAUCUCCAAGUCCCCGUCUUGAGUGUGGGAUGUGCUUCCAGAUGCCACGGGGCAGCAGCGCCUUCCCCCUUUCUAAAGGACAUCGCGUGGCAUUCAGAGUCAGGCAGGUGGUUGGAGGUGCUUUUACGGGAAAGACGUGCCGGGUGGGGCUGGGAGAGGAAAAUUAUUGACAGUGAUGUGCAAUGAAGUGACAAGAUGAGAGCAGAAUAAUAAGAGCUUUGAAUUUGAAGUGAUUUUUUUUCAUAAGUUAUUUAUUCCUUUUUUUUUCCAUGUAAAUAUAUUUAUUUUACUGUGGAGCUCUAACAACAUCUGGAUCGUAACAUGUGCAGAAUGUAUGGUAGGAAUGUAUUCUCUUGUAGGAAUGUCAAUCUGUAUUCAGAGGGGGUCCGAGCCAGACCCCUGGGUCUUCUCAUCGUGUAUGCUCAGCCCACAUUCAGUUUUCUCCUCUUCUCUCAUCUAGGUCUAUUUGAAAUAUGCAAAAGGUAUGGAUGAGGAAUGUUUCAAUACCUCCAAAUUUUUAAGAAAAUCAAGCAUCAAAGGGUUGAUAUUUUUAAAACUUUUUUUAGUAACACUUUCUCUUCCUGACAGAAGGGGCAAUCACACCGACACCCUCGUUCACACCAAAGGGUGGGAACUGGCCAGAGCCUCCACUACACCUCGAGUGUCUUUAUCAAUUGAGCUUUUAUUGCCAUAUCCCCGUGGAAUAUCCCAACUGCCCUGAGGUCAAUCAAGGAAAAUUUCUUGAAUACAUAAGCUCCAAAGAGCCAAAGUAUCAUCUUACAGAUCGUUUUUAAAGCUUAAAUUUAUCAACCACCUUUGUGGUAAACAAUGAAUUAUGAAUACUGCAGGGCAGCCUUCUUAAAUGACAGAUGUAAAAAAAAAAAAAAAAAAAAAAAGACUACUUUGUGCAGCGAUUGUUACCCGCUAUAUGAAUUGUCUUAGUUUCAAAACCUUGCUGUUACAAAUUGGACCUUUCUCCAUUUUCUGAGAAUAUUGAAAAGAGCAUAUUUAACUUGUUCUGGCUGCAAAUGGUUAACUUCCUGCGACUGCCGAAGGCAGCGAGGUGUGUGCGUCCUGCUUGUGUACAAUUGUUCUCAGUGCUUCUUAAGGGUGAGUCUAAAUGGUUCUUGAAAAUUAGCCAGGAUCAAAUGCUAUUGCAGACAAAGCCAAUAAAAAUGUUGGAUGUCUUUUGGGGAUACCAAGUUUGGAAGAGAAGUGCAGUCCAUACAAGCAAACAAGCUUUUGGAAAAGAUGUACAUAGUGACAUGUUUGGUGCAUGGUUUUUGAGGAAGGCUUUUGUCAAAAAGGAGGUGUAACCUUUCCCCCACAGACCUGAGAGCUGUGCCUUUUCUAUGCAAUAUUACAGACGUUACAUCGGAACCCAGAUAGCUGUAUUCACGUGUAGGUUUGGGCUGUAAUCUAAACAAUUGGACAGAUUAAAUGUACAUGGAAAUGAGCAGUCUUACUUUUGUAGUUUUAUAUUAUACAAUAAACAGUUAAAAGAUGA
Lynx canadensis (Canada lynx) is the source of this 5991-nucleotide messenger RNA. It is a transcript of the gene SERTAD2, whose product is annotated as SERTA domain containing 2. The transcript is spliced from 2 exons. Gene Ontology annotation, molecular function: transcription regulator activity. The record is from RefSeq and is a predicted model, not a curated record. Bases 725 to 1687 code for a protein of 320 amino acids. NCBI's taxonomy places the organism in Eukaryota, Metazoa, Chordata, Mammalia, Carnivora, Felidae. Gene Ontology annotation, cellular component: nucleus.